Molecule: messenger RNA, 804 nt
Organism: Fonsecaea pedrosoi CBS 271.37
Lineage: Eukaryota; Fungi; Ascomycota; Eurotiomycetes; Chaetothyriales; Herpotrichiellaceae
Exons: 4
Coding region: 1-804 (267 amino acids)
Biological process (GO): signal transduction
Cellular component (GO): cytoplasm
Source: RefSeq, a predicted model, not a curated record
AUGGGUGUAGAGGAGUCAGUCUACUUAGCAAAGCUUGCGGAGCAAGCGGAGCGAUAUGAGGCAGAGAUGGUUGAGAACAUGAAGGUCGUUGCCUCUGCAGACCAAGAGCUCUCCGUCGAGGAGCGAAAUCUCCUAUCCGUUGCCUACAAGAACGUCAUUGGUGCUCGGCGUGCUUCUUGGAGAAUCGUGACCUCCAUCGAACAAAAGGAGGAAUCGAAAGGCAACGAAGCCCAGGUCAAACUGAUCAAGGAAUACCGCCAAAACAUCGAGAAGGAACUCUCCAAGAUCUGUGAAGAUAUCCUUGAUGUCCUCGACAAGCACCUGAUUCCAUCUGCUCAAACCGGUGAAUCCAAGGUAUUCUAUCACAAGAUGAAGGGCGACUACCACCGCUACCUUGCUGAAUUCGCUACUGCCGAAAAGCGAAAGGAAUCUGCGGACAAGUCUCUCGAGGCCUACAAGGCUGCUACCGAAGUCGCCCAGACUGACCUUGCGCCCACUCACCCCAUCCGACUGGGUCUUGCCCUGAACUUCUCUGUCUUCUACUACGAGAUCUUGAACUCCCCCGACCAAGCCUGCCACCUCGCCAAGCAGGCAUUCGACGAUGCUAUCGCUGAACUCGACACCCUGAGCGAAGAGAGCUACAAGGAUUCCACGUUGAUCAUGCAACUGUUGAGAGACAACUUGACUCUCUGGACCUCUUCCGAGGCCGAGCCUCAGGAGGCACCAGCUGCUCAGUCAAGCGAAGCCCCCAAGGAGUCCGAGGCGGCACCUGCAGCGGAGGCCAGCGCAGAGAAGGCUGAAUAG